Messenger RNA from Dimorphilus gyrociliatus, 1433 nucleotides. Lineage: Eukaryota; Metazoa; Annelida; Polychaeta; Dinophilidae. The record is from the annotation of a GenBank genome assembly.
ACUUUUCUUUUCUUUUCUUGCUGUUUAGUUUUACAUCACUGACUUGAGAAUAUAUAUCAAGUACAGAAUAGUCUCCCUAUUGAUUUUUAUCAAUCUUUUCUUAUGAAUCUAUAAUUGGAAAUAUGGCAAGCAAUGUUUGUUGUGAUGGUACCUUUUUUCAAGGAGAUCCUCUUGAUGGAAAUGUUUGUGUUUUAAAAGACUUGGCGAAAGAAUAUGUGAAGGAAGAGCUUAAGCUAGACGAUAACUAUAUGAAUGAACAAUUUAACAUUUGCUACUGCAGAGUUUGCCACAAAGAAAGAGGAGAUAGAGAAUCUUAUUCAAGAGGAAAGCCUCCAAUGACCUAUGCAAUUCCUGUUGGAUGGUGCAGAUUCGGAUUAAAAUUAUAUACUCCUCUAGAAGAUUCGUUCGAGUGCUAUUACCGAGCCUAUCAUGGCACACAACCAAAUAGAGUUGGAGACGUUUUACGCACUGGUCAAUUGUGUAUGCCAGGUGAUGUUUUGUACACUGGUAAAGAGUUGAAAGAGUUAUUUGGGCAUUAUGGAGAAAAUUACGGACCUAAAGGUUUCGAUUAUAAACGCGUGUUUGUAUCUCCUUCAAUAGUAUAUUCUGGAUACUAUGCUUCUCCUCACAACUGGAAACACUACAAGGUUCAGACUAGUUUUCAAGUUCUCGUCAAGCCAGACACUUUUCAAAAAAUGCCAGAAACUAUUGGAGCUACAGCUGCAAUAGACAAAUUGUUGAUUUUCCAACAAUGAACUCGAAUGGGCAACUAAUAUUCAUCAUGCAGUAGUUUUAUAUGGUUUACUAAUUAAGAUCUCUACUCAUGGUACCUACCAAAAAGAAAUUGAUCAAAGGUAAUAGAUCCAUUAAUAUUAUUUUACAAGUUUCUUUAAAUAAGUCAAAAAGUUAAUUUCAAGUACCUAAAAACUCAUACAGUUUUUUAACCUUUUAAUAAGAAGAUGUAAUAGUAUGUCAUAUAGGCAAACAAUUCUUAAAUAUUACUAAUUACCAUUUUUUAACAGAAAAAAGAUUCUAACACGAUAAAUGGAAAUACAAUAUAAAAAAACAGCGAGAGUUAUUCAAGACGCUGAUUUUUAGCAUUACGCUUCUAAAUAUCUACAAAACUUAAAGUUCGUUAAUAAAAAAAUACCUUUUAUUCACUCAUUAAACAAAUUACUAUUUUUUAAAAAUAUUCCAAUUGCAAUAAUUCGGCAAGCACUAUCCUAUAAAGUGAAUCAAUUCAUACUGCAUUCACAAAAAAAAAGCUUCGAGUUUUAGAUCAUCAAUAUAUUAUUUUACCAAAACAUUUAAACAUAUAUAAAAGAAAUUAAUAAUACAAUAUGUCAUUCGACAAGCAUAAACCAAAUGUUCCAUUGUCACCGGAUUUAAUCCUCUACAAAGCAAUUUCCUCCAUCUUCGCAACGACAAUCCUU